This is a messenger RNA of Chenopodium quinoa (quinoa), 2684 nucleotides long. RefSeq lists its product as uncharacterized. The transcript has a single exon. Bases 1634 to 2539 code for a protein of 301 amino acids. The record is from RefSeq and is a predicted model, not a curated record. NCBI's taxonomy places the organism in Eukaryota, Viridiplantae, Streptophyta, Magnoliopsida, Caryophyllales, Amaranthaceae.
UAGAGAUGAGAUUGCGCGGAGUUUUAGGUAAUUUAAUAAAAUAUGAUGUUAGUGUGGAAGAUAAGCUUAUUAUUUUAUUGAAAAGUAAAGAGGUGUGAGAGAGUGUGGGGACCACUGAAGGAGUGAGAAAUGAUACAGUAAGAAAGAGUGGGGAUAUUAGUGGGUAAAGAUAUAUUAUUAAUUGUAGGGUUUUUCUACGUUGUAACCUCGUUUUUUUCACUUUUCUAUGUUGUGUCCUAACAUAUAUGACUUGCCACGCUGUAACCCUAAAACACGAAAAAUGUUUAUAUGGUGCUCUCGCCGUUAACUUGCUGUUAGGGGUUCCGUUAAAAUAAAAAAAUUAAACUUUUUUUUAUUUUUUGUUUCAUUUCCCCUUCCCAUUUCCCUUCUUCCCUCCAUAACCACCAGAGUAGAUCAAUCGCGACCACCCUCAAUAGCUAGCCCCCUCCCGUCAGCCCAGCCACCACCCCCUCUCCCACCGCCAGUCGCUGCCCAGACCCCUCCAGCCACCAGACACCUCAACUACCACCUCCGUCCCCUAGCCACCUGCCUCGCCAACCAUGUCAAUCCCCUGCUCGCCACUGUCACGCAACAAUAACCAAACCGAACGCCACCAAAUACGCACCAAAAUAGCAGCCCAAAUCGACACCAAAAGUAUCAAUUUUAGCAGCAAUUCACUCAAUUUCAUCAGCAAAUUUCAGGCUACAAAAAAAAGGAUGACGUGAGAGGGGAAGCAGAGCAUGGGAGGGUGACGCGAGAGGGGAAACACAGCAGGGGGAGGAUUUCGUGGGUGGCUGGGUUUCGAGUUUAGGGGUUUCACGGUGGCUGGGUGGUCGGGUUCAGAGGGGUUUCGUGGGUAGUCUGGGGUUUCAAGGUGGUCGAUUUUAGGGGUUUAGGGGGGUUUCAUGUCAGGUGAGAAGGGGUAUGGUUGGGAGUUUGAAGAGGGGGUAUGGUGGGGUUGGGGUUUUGGGUUGAGGACUGGUGGUGGUGAUCAUGGUGGAGUUGCCAUUGAAGGUUGGGGGUGGCUGGUUGUGGGCGGGGUGACUGGUCGUAGGCGAGGGUAGCCGGUUCUAGGGGAAGAGAUGGUGGUGGAGGGGGUGGCAGCUUGGUCGGAAUUAAUGGAGGGAGGAAGGAAAGGGAAAUUAAUUUUUUUAUAAAUUAAAUAUUUUUUUAAAAGAAAUAUGUUAACGGAAGCAACUAACAGGCAAGUUAACAGCGAGGGCACCAUAUAGACACUUUUCGUGUUUUAGAGUUACAGCGUAGAAAGUUAUAUAUAUUAGAGUACAACGUAGAAAAGUGAAAAAAUAUGAGGUUACAACGUAGAAAAACCCUUAAUUGUAAGAAAUUUUCAAAUAUAGAACUCUAGCUUAAAAAAAGAAAAAAAUAUAUAUAGUAACUCUAACUUAUAAAAAAAUACGGAGGGAGUAAUUAGCAAACUCUAACAAACCACUAGUAAAACUACAUUGUUUAACAACCUAUGGCCUGAUUUCCUCUGCAAAUUCCACCCAUCAGUUUUUUAAAAAGAAAACAAAAGAUAAAGCAAUGCUCUCUCUUUCACCCACUUCAGUCUUUCUCAACCCCAUGUCUCUAUCUUCUUCAUCCUUACAAAAUCAAGCUCAAGCUCAUCCCUUUAAUGGCGGCAAUCCUCUUUCCUUCACAUCCCCUGCAAAAAAAACCACCGCUCAUCACUAAAACAAGCAGACCCAAUCAUUACUCUUCAAGCCUUUCUGCCAAUUCAUCAGUUGCAGAACAACAAGAAGAAGAAUAUCAAGUUUUAACAGCUACUCGAAGCGAAUACAACAAAAUUGUAAUCUUGGAAUCCGAAAACUCCAAAGUAUUACUAUUAGAUGAUAGUGGAAAUGUGCAUAGUAUACUGUAUAAAGGCCAAAAAUGGACGAACUCUUAUUGGGAUGAAUUUACCAGUUUGCCUGCAAUCAUUCCUAAAGGUGGUCCAGUUGCCAUUUUUGGAUUAGGAGGUGGUACAGUCGCUCAUCAAUUGCUCCACUUUUGGCCUUAUUUGGUUAUUGAUGGGUGGGAGUUAGAUGAUGUUCUAAUUGAUCGAGCAAGAAUGUAUUUUGGGAUGUCUGAGUUGGAAAUGACAACAAAUAAUAACGGAGGCUUUCUUCGAGUUUGUGUAGGAGACGCUUUGUCUCCUACAGCAAAAGUAGCAGGUGGUUAUGCAGGGAUUAUUGUCGACUUGUUUGCUAAUGCUGAGGUUCUUCCGGAGUUGGAAGUCGCACAAACUUGGCUAAACAUCAAGGAUAAACUCAUGCCGAAUGGGAGGAUCAUGGUUAAUUGUGGCGGGGCGAAAGAGAUUUUGAAUGGUGGAAAAGAGUGGGAAGUGAACUUGACAAUUAAGGCAUUGUGUGAAGCAUUUGGUCAGGAGCUUGUGAACUGGAAAAAGAUGCCUGACAAUGAGAGUGGGAAUUAUUUGGCGUUUACGGGGCCAUUACUGGAAUUGGAUAUGUGGUCUCAAUCUGUGCCGGAGAAACUUAGCUCUGCCGUCAAGCAAUGGAGACCUUGUAAGCCUUUGUCAUGAGUAUAGAAAAGAAUGUCAUUCUGAAUCACAUUGGUUGUAUUGAAUCUUCAGUGGUCGUUCUUGCUCUUGCAUUUUCCACUAGAUAGGUAUAGAAUGAUAUACUGAGUUAGUAUGUUUAAUAAUAUGGUGACGUUUGAAACUCCAA